Messenger RNA from Dreissena polymorpha, 4190 nucleotides. RefSeq lists its product as uncharacterized. Gene Ontology annotation, biological process: signal transduction. NCBI's taxonomy places the organism in Eukaryota, Metazoa, Mollusca, Bivalvia, Myida, Dreissenidae. The record is from RefSeq and is a predicted model, not a curated record. Gene Ontology annotation, molecular function: protein binding; phospholipid binding.
AUGACUCCAAACACAAACUUGCCAGAAGAGGGACGGGAGCAGCGGGACAGCGAACUUACCAGUGUAGAGGACAUACGGGGCGCACCUGGGUCUGGGCGACCCCAGAACAUACAGGAGGUGGCCAUAUGGAGGGAACACGGGGCGGCGGUACUCAGUACGCUCAACGCACUGGGUAAACCGUUCCGGCUUGUAGCCCAUGAACUUCCCGUGAAAGUGCGUGCGGGAUCCCAGACGAGCGUGUUCUCAUACGAAGAGCAGCCAAUCUCCGUGAAGUCCUGUAUCGUAGACAUUGCCCACAGCUACACCAAGCGCAAGAACGUGUUCCGACUGAAGACGUACAACGGGUCGGAGUACCUGCUCCAGGCCAAUGACCAGAUGGACAUGCUAGUCUGGAUACGACACAUCAGCGCGAACAAUAAUCCAGACCUUGACGCCAAUGGUGUUACAAACGCCGAGCUGAUUAUCCGCAAGAGCCAGGCGCUUACCGAGUCGGGACCAACCCUGGGGAACAACACGUCCCCAACCCCCGCCCAUAAGAUCACCAAGAAACUCUCUGUUAUCAAACAGAAAGUGCCGCAGUCUCCCAGCAUCAAGCGACGCAAGACAGUGUCCGGGGAUAAACUUGGCUCAAAGGGAUCCUUGUCUGUUUCAUUCAUAGAGGACACCGGGAAGCCGAAGACGUGGAAGGGUAAGCUAGGGAAGAGCAUUAAGAAGCACAUGGGCUCGAGUUCGUCCAUCGGGCAAAUUGCAGUCGUACCUGAGACCGGAGGGAUGUUCGGGGUGCCAUUGGAGGACUGUCUGCCCUCACCCAACUAUGAGUUUGUGCCCCUCAUAGUGGAUCUAUGUAUCCAGAUAGUUGAGGCACGUGGACUGGAGAUGACUGGUGUCUACCGUAUCCCUGGUAACAAGGCAGCCGUAACCAUACUACAAGAAGAAUUCAACAAGGGUAUCGACUGUAUGAACCUGGAGCAUGAGAAGUGGUGUGACGUGAACGUGAUCAGUUCUCUAUUGAAGUCUUUCUUCCGCCAGCUUCCUGAGCCACUAAUUCCCGAUGACCUGUACCAGCCAUUCAUCGAUGCAAGCCGUAAUAAGGACCCGGAGAAGCGCAUGUUGAAGCUGAAGGCACUCAUACACAAACUGCCGGAGCACCAUCAAGAGACGUUCAAACACCUUGCGCGACACCUGAACCGCGUAGCCCAGUACGCUGACGUCAACAGGAUGCAGGCCAAGAACCUUGCUAUCGUGUUUGGGCCGACAUUGAUCCGCAAGGCCGACGACAACAUGGUAGCCAUGGUGACAGACAUGUCGGACCACUGCAAGAUCAUAGAAAUUGGGUUAGAGGCUAGUGGGUUUGAUGCUUGUGGGUUAGAGGCUAGUGGGUUUGAGGCCAGUGGGUUUGAGGCUAGAAGGUUACAGGGAAGUUUGCUCAAAAAGGCUUGGUGUGAGUGGAUCUUUGGCUCCUGGGACAUGGACAGCAGCGUCCCCACAGAUGACGAGGCUGCAGAGUGCAUGUCCUUGGUGUCAGCGCCCUCCAGCAGUAACAUGAGAGAGGAGGCUGAGUUAAACCCACGUGAGAUUGUUUCAAGUAUCGUCUCGGCAGCCAAUCGAAAACUUCGGGGUGAAAGCCCAGCUCGCGUCUUGCCGCCGGACAAACGAAGCGUGUCCGUGUCAGACCCACCCCUUGGCUACAACGAGCGAAACAUAGACAAUGAGAUUCUCAUUAGGACGCAAAAGAUUGACACAACAUCCCGCAGCAGCCCGAAUCUAGCAGCCAUGCAGCAUAGCACGGACCUGCUGAAACCAUUACCGGAUCUACCAGACAGACGCAUGGCAAAGUCCCAAGACUUUGUAGACCGCGAAUUUUCUGACUUUGAUUUCAUCGAUUCCGAGAAGGAAAAUUCGGUGGCUUUUCUUACGCCGAUGACGCAGUAUUUUUCGGACGAGUCUCUACUGGACCGGAAUGACGAGUUGGAGCUCUCCCACGGCAGCACAUCACUCCACGGGAGUUUUAAACCGCUCCGACGUGAGACGAUCGACAGUCUGAGGCGCAUUGAGCUGGAGGCGCGUGCCAUUCGGGAACGGGAAGAACGGGAAGAGCGCCGACAGCGGGAGGAAAAGAAGCGUCAACUUGAGAGGCAAAGAAUUGAGGCAGAUAUCCUGCAGACGCAGCGUGAGCUAGAGAUUGAGGACAGGCAUAGCGUGGAAGAUCUGCUCCAAGCAACAACUGGAUAUUCACUGAGUCUGCACCCACACGGAGACACGCCAGAAGAAUCGGGUAGAACAAAACGGUACGGUGGUAGAGACUCACACAGGAGUGAUAAGCAUAUUGUUGUGAAGAGUAAUGUUGGUUCUAACUAUCGGUCAGCGCGGCAGCCCCGACAGACGAGCGCAGGGUCGCUGUCAUCGCAAGCAAAACGAACGGGCUCAGUAGAAAAUAUGGCGGACGGACACAGCUUUCCAAGUGCUAUUAACCGCCCCACCGCCCAGGUGAAGGCUCAGUCUAAGAGGGACUCAGCAGAGAUAAAGCGGCGAAGUGCGGGUUUAACCCGGACAGGUUCAGUGCGGCGCGGUUCUCUGGAUUCCCUGAUUGACUUGCUGGAGAGGCGGGACAACCGUAUGUCCUGGGCUUCCACAGACUCCGAUGAGGGAUUUGAUUUGCUAGCUACGCUAACCUCAACUUUCGAUAAGAAAUUGCAAACAUUAUCUAGUGCUAAAAUGUCCAAUUGUGCAUCAUCAUCAAAGCCUCCUAGGUGGGGUCUGAAUUCAAAUGGUGGCAGUGUAAGUAAUGGCGCUUUACCUGAUGCAGGCGAUUCCCCGGCAGCUCAGACGGCGCAGCACCGACUCCCUCCACAGCCUCCCCUGUCCCACUUAUCUCGGCAAGCAGCCAUGCAGGCAGAUAAUCAGGGUCAAGGAAAGCAGUACAGAGAUCCCAGCCUACACAGGACGCCACCGAAAUCGGACGCGAAGAUAGGAUUGGCGACCAGAUUUGAGAGAAGCACCACUCACAAUCCUCUCUAUGAAGGCCACAGUGAGCCAAGUCUUAACCUUCUGGUUCGGUCAGGUAGCAACAAUAGCGGUAUCAACCUGCACAGUGAUGUUACAUACUCGGCUGAUAGCGCUGUUGUCCAAGGGGUUGCUUCUAGGAUGAUGGAACGUUCUGAGAGUAACGCUGUAAUCCAAGGGGUUGCUUCUUGGGGGAUGGAACGUUCCGAGAGUAGUGCUUCAAUUCAUGGGGUUGCUUCUAGGGGGAUUGAAAGGUCCGAGAGUGAUUCAAGGGUUGCCUCAGUCAUGGUCGUGAUUUCCAGUCCAUCGAUAAUGUCUGCUGACAGCAGCGGUCGCAUGGCAAUACAGCAACACGUCUCUAAACCUCUCACUGCAUACCAGUCACCGCUAAAGUCGUUCUUAAACUCGCAGAAUGACGGUCUCCAUGGUGACCCCUUAAGGACAGAAACCCCACCAAAACGUCCAGACUACCGGCCAAUUACAAAAUCAGAAAAGACCGAAGUGAAUGUGAGACUAUCUCAGAGCUUAGAGAAAAACAGAGCAGCCGAGGAAUCUGACGCUGCCAGUCGUGGACCGGUUAGUGAGAGUGUGCCAAAAACUCGGUCUGCAUCGCCGCCUGUAUUCGGUAGGAAACGAAACGAGCAGUGUAAACGUCGUCGCCAUACAGUGGGUGGUACAAGUGAUAGCAAUAAUAUUUUAGCAAUGGACGCCGCCUUGUCAAACGUGAAACGACAGUCGGCUUGGGAGCAACUGCGACCGAACGUUGGUGCCAACGUUGUGCCUCACGCAAACAUGCAGUCGUGGCUGCAAGCUGAGCGACUCAGGGGAAGUUCACCUGAUCUGUCGUCCCUCAGGGAUAGGGGAAACAGACAGGCUACAUCCUGACCUUGAACUUUAGUAUUUACCAUGUUUUGACCUUAACCAUUGACCUUGGUUUUUACUUUGAAAAUAAAUCUUGGUUGGGGUUUGACCUGUGCUUGACCUUGAGGGAUUUCAUGCUAUGUUUGGUCAUUGACAUUGGAGUGUUUAGGAUUAUGUGUAUAGACAGAAGUUCAAAAUGUCGCAAUUCUGAUAAAGGGUAUUCAACUGCAAUAUGUUUGUUAAGAAGGUGAAACUUUGUGAACUUGAUUGCGUUGACAUGAACUUUAUAUUGACACAGAGACUCAAAUACAAUCAUCGAUAAUUGA